AUGGACAACGACCGCGCAUCUGGAAGUCACGAAAAGCACGGGAUGAACGGCCAAACCGACAUCAACGGCGGCGUCAGAUCACCGGACGAUGUCGGAAGAGCUGGCCUGAGCUGUGGAUGGUUGGGUUGUCGACCACGAUGGAUUCAGAAGAUGUGUACCGCUUCGUGGCUUCUCGUCGUCAUGUGUCUUGGCACAUUUUUCCAGGGUUUUUUCGUCAACGGUUUCCUCCCAAGUUCGAUCACUUCCCUGGAGCGUCGUUUCGGCUUCUCCAGUCAGCAAACCGGCCUCCUGAUCAGCAUCUACGACAUCGUCAGCGUCUUCCUAGUCCUCUUCGUCUGUUACCUCGGUGGUCGAGGUCACAAGCUCCGAUGGGUCUCUGUAGGGUGUGUCCUGAUCGCCAUCGCCGCCGGUCUCUUCGCCCUCCCACACUUCACCACGCCGACGUACUCCUACGCCAGUGCCGGUCCCAGUUUCUUCUGCACUACCGGCAACGCAUCGGUUGAUGAAUGUUCGAGUACGACGUCGACGACCACGACGACGAGUUCGGAUUUGUUCAAGUACUACUACGUGUUCGUGGCAGCCAUGGCAGUAGGAGCUAUAGGGGCCCUGCCGAUGUAUACACUCGGACUUGCAGCCCUAGACGAGUCAGUUACGAGUUCCAACAAUGGCAUCUACAUUGGUAUAUUCUACGCUGUGGCAACUUUGGGACCAGGAUGUGGCUUCUUGGUUGCUGGUGUGUGCCUGUCUUACUUUACAGAGCUACGAAUACCAGAAGGGCUUAAUCUAUCGCCCCUUGAUCCUGGUUGGGUAGGUGCUUGGUGGAUUGGUUUCAUCAUAUCUUUCGUCAUGCUCCUCAUCACCGCCGUACCUAUGAGUCUUUUCCCUCGUGAAUUGCCUACCACCGCAAAGAUUCGAGCUGAGAAGGAAGACCAGUCACACAAGAACGCUGGGUCAAACGUGACAAGUCAAGCAGGUUUCGGGACUAAACCCACGGACUUCUUCAAAGCUAUCAAAUACCUGUUCGUCAACCCCACCUUCAUGUUCACCUGUCUCGGAGGCGUUGCCGAUACGCUUAUCAUUAAUUCCUUCGGGACGUUCCUGCCGAAGUUCUUCGAGAACCAGUUCAGUGUAUCUGCAAGCUUGGCUACAAUACUGACAGGUAUCAUCGUGGUCAUCGGCGGUAUCCUAGGAACACUGAACGGUGGUCUGAUCAUGCGCAAAUUCAAACUGAAGGUCAAAGGUAUGCUUCGGCUGAUAAUCGUCUGCAACAUUUUGGCUGGAAUGCUGUUCCUCAUCACCCUCUGGCAAUGUCCAAGGGCAAAACUGGCGGGAGUCACUGCUUCAUAUGAUGACAUGGAGCUUACCGCUACCAACGUCACUCAUUCCUGUAACGCGGGAUGUUCCUGCGCAGAGGACAGAUAUAUUCCGGUGUGCGCAGAUGGUGAUGCCAUGGAAUAUUUGUCACCGUGCCAUGCAGGAUGCAAAUGGGGUUUUUGGAAUGGGACUUUCAUAGACUGUUCUUGUUUGGCGGAGACCGGCCUAGCGGAGUCGACAACGGCUACCUUUGGUGCGUGUUCAUCGCCCUGCCCGUAUUACUAUCCAUUCGUGUAUGCCGCAGUCUGUAUCGUCCUCAUCAUCAUCACCUUCACAACUUCCAUACCAGAGCUCAACGUCCUCUUAAGAAGUGUUCCCGAUACCCAGCGAUCUAUGGCCCUUGGACUGAACUCCCUACUCAAAAGACUCUUGGGCGCCGUUCCUGGCCCCAUUCUGUUCGGAGCGGUCAUCGACGGCGCGUGUCUGCUAUGGCAGGAAACCUGUGGCACUCGAGGCUCAUGCUGGGUCUACGACAAUCAGGGUCUGGCAUGGAGAACCACAGUCAUCGCCGUCGUCCUCAAGCUCGUAGGCGUAUUCCUCUAUGCUCUUGCCUUGGCGCUGUACAAGACCGCAGACAAGGACGAAGAUACGAAAGGCGAUCUCAAAAAGGAAGUUGCUCUUUAAACGAGAUCGCCUACGAACGAUUUUCAAACAAUGGAAAUUCGGAAAGACAAUGGAAAAAAGGGAGAUUCGUACGAACCUUUGUGACCGUAGCAUUAAACAGCCAUGUCCGUUUCCUUUUGAAAUGUGUCAACAUUACAUUGGCAUACUAAUCCGAGAAUGUAGAAAAGGUCCCAUCGUCUUAUUUUCCAGUUCCCUUCCCUUUUUUCUAUUUUUAAAUAUUUGUUUACCUUAUUUUCCUCUUUGAUGAGAGGGGGGGGGGGAUGAGCUCGUGCCCCUCUUAACCUCUCCACUGCACCAAUUCCCAUCUCUACCCCCUUGCUUUUGUAUUUCCCUGGACAAAGGGGAAGAGAGAAUAAGUAAAUAAGGGCCCUCAAAUAAAAAGCAACUCUGUAGCGCAUGAUCGGAUGGCAGUCGUUUUCCGAACUCCAAGGUUCGUUGUACCGAAGGCCCAUAAUUCCGAAGUUUUGUAAUUCAGAAAUACACAUCCAUGCAAGAAGGUUCAUCGUUCCGUAAAUGAAACAGGGUCCGAAAAUUCAUUAAUCCUAAGUUUCACAAAUCCGAAAGUGGAAGAGUGUUCAUUUUCAGAAGUUUCGUAAUUCUAAAAAUGGAUCAGGGUUUAUUAUUCCGAAAAUGAAAUAGUAUUCAUUAUUCUGAAGGUUCGUACUUCUGAGGAAAAAACCCCGAUACAGUAUUCUAUGUCAUUUUCGGAAGUAUGAAACUUCGGAAAAACAACACCACCGUCAAAUUUUGGAGAGGAUUGUGAUUCUUAGUUAUUGUCGUUAUGCUGGAGUUCUUUCAUCUUUGCACCUUUAAGACUGUCAUUUUGCUUACCGCAAUGACCAUGAAAACAAUUUACCAGGAAAUAACUUUUUAUUUCCUGACACACAUAAUUAUGUCGAAAACUAGCCAUAAGUAAAUUUGUAUUUUGUGUAGGUAAUGAUUGUAACACAUUUUUGUAUUCUUAUCUCUUCUUAUUCAAUAAAACUCUGCUUUUCUGCACAAGCGUC
This is a messenger RNA of Strongylocentrotus purpuratus (purple sea urchin), 3005 nucleotides long. RefSeq names its product solute carrier organic anion transporter family member 4A1. The record is from RefSeq and is a predicted model, not a curated record. Gene Ontology annotation, cellular component: membrane. The coding region runs from base 1 to 1998 and encodes 665 amino acids. Lineage: Eukaryota; Metazoa; Echinodermata; Echinoidea; Camarodonta; Strongylocentrotidae. Gene Ontology annotation, molecular function: protein binding. Gene Ontology annotation, biological process: transmembrane transport; sodium-independent organic anion transport. The transcript is spliced from 10 exons.